UCUUAAGGUAGAAUAUUUGGUAGUGGAGAGUGGUUUGCGAAGAAGUUCAACAUUUCUUCCCAAAAUUCUAAUGUUUCAUAUAAUUCUUUCUCUCAAAAUUAUGAUUUAUAUAACCACAAUUGAUUAUUCAAUUCAACUAAAUCUUCUGUAACAUCCAAUAAUUCAAUAAAGUUUCUUUCUUUUUUGUUUCUGAAAUCGUAAAAGUUGAUUUGAGCUGUGUUAAGCCAGCAAAAAUGGCCACUGCGGCGGAAAAAUACCAGAGACCUAACCCCGGCGCCGGUGCCGCUGAUCGGCGUAUACGAGCUUCGUUUGUGAACUGGUAUCGGAUCUCCAUUGUAAUGGAUAAAUUGGCCUCCAUUUUAGGGUCCGGAAAGUCUGUAGACUCACGCGAAUUCUUCAGUCUCUGUUUAUCCCUCUCCAGGGGUAUUGAUUUUGCAGUUGCAUACAAGGAAAAAUUAACUAAAUCUCAUGAUUUAUUUACAUUGGUGAAGCAGAUAUUUGAACGGAAAAGUGAUCUCUCCUUACAAGCUAUGAUUAUGAUGGUAAUGAGUUCCGUGAAGAAUGCUUGUAAAGGUGGAUGGUUUUCAGAAGAGGAGACCAAGGAACUUUAUACACUAGCUAAUGAGAUAGAGAUGAACUUCUGCAGUCCGGGGAAUGUUAACACGGCACCUAGCUGUGUGGAUUCUACCAUUGCAACAGUCAUGACAAGAUUUUAUCCACAGUUGGAGAUGGGCCAAAUUCUUGUUUCUCUUGAUGUCAAGCCUGGAUAUGGGAUCUACGCGAUUGAUUUCCAUAUAUUGAAGAACAGUGCACAGGCUGAAAAGGAAAAGAUUCGGUUAUUUGUAGCUCAAGUAGAUAAUGUGGAGACAUCGGCAUGUAUUAUAACUCCUCAACAAGUAAACUUCAUUGUGAAUGGAAGAGGAGUGGAUAAGAGAACGAACGUUUAUGUGGAUGCCGGACCACAGAUGCCAACUAACGUGACCCCGUUGUUAAAAUACGGAACAAAUCUACUUCAAGUUGCGGGGCAGUUCAAUAGUCACUACGUUAUCGUUGUUGCCUUUAUGAGAGAGACAAAAUUGUGUGAACUUCCAGUCCUGCCAGAUUAUAUUCAGCCUCCUGCAGAUGGAGUCGAUUCAGAGCACAGCAAAUCUCGUACUCUUCAAGAUGACCUACCGAGAAACAUUGUUAGGAAAAAACACUACAGAGGGGUGAGACAAAGGAAAUCUGGGAAAUGGGUGACAGAGAUUCGCAACCCCAGGAGUAGAGCUAAGGCGUGGAUUGGGACUUUCAGCACGGCAGAGGCAGCUGCUCUUGCUUAUGAUGAGACCGCUCUCCGCCUCUAUGGAAGGAAAGCUAUCCUUAACUUCCCAGAAAGAGCUAAAGCAAAAGGAAAAUCUAGGACUAAAACCGCUGCUACUUGUACUCGUGAUCAUCAAUUAGAUCUCGAUCUAAUUGAAGGGCCAUCCCGAAUAUCACUGAACUGUCCUAUAAGCUAUACCCGUAUUAGAACUCCAGUCAAAGGACAUUUAUGCAAACAUCUUCAGUGUUUCGACUUCAAUAACUACAUUGAUAUAAAUUCAAGAAGACCAUCUUGGCGCUGCCCUCACUGUAAUCAGCAUGUUUCUUACUCAGAAAUUCGUAUAGAUCAAAAAAUGGUUAAGGUCUUGAAAGAGGUGGGGAAUAAUGUCACUGAUGUUAUUAUCUCGACAGAUGGGUCAUGGAAGGUUGAUCAGGAAAAUGAUAAUUCAGAUAAGGCUAAUGAUACAAACCUUGGUUGUCGGAAAGAAAAGUCUGAGCUGCAAACAUGUACUGCCACCCCAAACGAUGUUCCUAGUAUUAUGGAUCUCACUAGUGACGACGACAAUGAAAUGGAUAUCAAUGUUUGUGACAUUGAUGACAUGAAUCCUUCCAAGGGUGAUCUAAGUUCUUCGCCUGAUUCGAGCAAUAUAGAAAAUCAAAAUUUUGAUGAUCAAGUAGAGGAUACAAAUUGGACUGCUCUCUAUAAUUCUCCUGACUUGUCGACGACAGUGUGGUCAGAAGCCUUGUUCGGUCCAGUCUCUCAGUCUAAUCCCGCAACUAUUGUGCAUACUCCUCACGAAGCUGAUGGUCGUGUAAAUACUAAUCUCAUCGCUUCUGAAAUGCAUAGCGGGGUGACACCAAUUACAAUUCAGGUUCCCCCGACCCAGUCCCCGGCCCUACAAACUCCACAACAAAGAAAUACUUCUUCUGCUGUGCCUUCUCCGGGUGGUUUAUCACCUACUGACACAGUAUACAGUGAUAUGGAAAGACAGAAACAUUUCUUUCAAUCCCUCAUAAAACAGCCGCCUCAAGUAGCCAAUGUUGUCCCAUCUUCGUCGCAGCCUUCCUUGGUAACACAAGGAAGGCCGAGAAGGGCUGCUGCUAAAUCAGUGAAUUUGGCAUCUGAGCAGAAUUGGCGUCCAGCAGGUCGUAUGCGUGGAAGUCUUACAGGUCAGGCUUAUUCGUCUGCCCUUAAUCGGUUGAUGAUUAAGCCUACUCAAUCACCAAAACCGUCUCAAGCUACAACAACACCGUCGAUCCCAGCCCCACCUUCCCACAAAUGAUUUCGACUUUAACUUCAGGUAAUUCCUGUCGACAGCAGAAACGCCCGAGAACCUCAACCACGCAAUCAUACCGAUUUGAAUGCCGUUUUGUGAGAAUUUUGGUUAUGGGAGAUUAUUCACAUUAAAGGGUGUGUAUAUAAACCGCAUGGAAAAGCUUCCAUGAUGUGUAACUCUAAUGAAAUAAUUCUCAUGUAGUCAUAAUUCUUUUAGCUCUACUUGGCACUAGUUAUAAAUAGGGAUAAGCUUCCCAUUAUAUUAAGUUAGAUCAAUAUUAUAAUAAUUAUCUUAAUAUUAAC
Molecule: messenger RNA, 2878 nt
Organism: Cannabis sativa
Lineage: Eukaryota; Viridiplantae; Streptophyta; Magnoliopsida; Rosales; Cannabaceae
Product: E4 SUMO-protein ligase PIAL2
Exons: 16
Coding region: 234-2582 (782 amino acids)
Biological process (GO): regulation of DNA-templated transcription; protein sumoylation
Molecular function (GO): SUMO ligase activity; DNA binding; DNA-binding transcription factor activity
Source: RefSeq, a predicted model, not a curated record